CCCACAGACGCUGAUAUUACGUAGCGUAAUGCCUGAAUAAGCCAGCAACUUCAGUGUUCUUUCUCAUAGUAAAACUGAAGGAAAUUGCUGUUUCUCUGACAACUUCGCAGUUUAUUCUGGAACUAUGCAGCGCAGGAUCUGAUGGAACACCCUGACAUCUUAACGGCUGACGUCUAAAAGAAAACAGGAGCUUAACGUUUAACAGAAACAGAAGAAGCAACAGGAGGUUGAGCUGGGCUAACAUGGCGAGCCGCAGCAGGUUGCCAGCUCCCGAAUAAAUGUAAAGCGAAACGAAACUGGAAAGGAGAGGGGCGCUUGUUUGGAGGACUUUUGCACAGCUUCAUAUUACAUGGAUUCUAUGAGUUGACCAGGACUGGUACGCCACCUCCGAAGCCGUAUGGCGUCCACUCAAGCCCGGUUAGGCCAGCAGGCCUUAGCGUUGCUAGAUGUGGCUCUAAGAGUUCCAUGUAUUUUUACUAUCGACGUCAUUUUUAACUCUUACUACAACCAGGGAUCGGGAUGGGCUGGGGCAACAGGAAAAGUGUUGGUCAGAGGUUUGGGUGUCCUCAUCUCCACUGUGGUGUUGCUGCUCUCCCAGAAAGCCUUGUUCAAGUUCUACACUCUCUUCUUUGCUGUCCUCCUUGGCUUGGCAGCAGUCCUCAUAAACUACUACGCCACCUCACACAUAGACUUCUACAGUGCAUACUGCAAAGCAGCACUGGGGUUCAGAUUGCUGCCCAGAAAUGGGACGACGCUCUGGCUCGGAAUGGCCGCUGUCCAGCUGAUGUUUGGCAUUGGAUACGUGUUUCUGCUCAAUCUCCAGUCAGUGUUUGCGGCUCUGGUGGUUUUGGACAUCAUGAUCCCUCUGUGGGGGAUGAUGAUUGAGCUUCCCGCGGACGUCAGGCACAUGACGGCGGUCAUCUCGGGCCUGGCGCUCGCUCUAAACACAGCUGUCUGCCUAGCCAUGAGGCUGAAGUGGUUCUACUACUCGUGUCGGUACGUCUACUUGCUGGUGCGGCACAUGUACAGGAUUUACGGACUUCAGCUUCUGCUGGAAGACACAUGGAAAAGAAUCCGGUUUCCCGACGUCCUGCGAAUGUUCUGGUUGAGCCGGGUCACCGCCCAGGCACUCAUACUGGUCUAUGUUGUGCGAGCGGUGAGGAAGGAGAGUGGGGAUGCAGCAGGUGGAGCUACAGAGGGGAGCUCUGAUGCACAAGGCUACCUGUUCAGCUGGGACGUGUUCUGGGAUCUGACGCGCAACCUGAUCAUCUCUGGAUGCGAUUCCACUCUGACUGUGUUGGGCAUGAGUGCUGUCAUCUCCUCCAUGGCACACUACCUCGGCCUUAGCAUCCUAGCUUUCAUAGGUUCGACUGAGGAAGAGGAUAAGCGCUUAGGCUUUGUGGCUCCUGUUCUGUUCUUUAUUCUGGCUCUACAGACCGGCCUCAGCAGCCUGGAUCCAGAGGAACGUUUGGUCCGCUUGAGCCGAAACAUGUGCCUUCUACUGACGGCCAUCCUGCACUUUAUUCACGGCAUGACCGACCCUGUCCUGAUGUCCCUCAGCGCAUCCCACGUCUCUUCCUUUCGCCGCCACUUCCCUGUUCUGCUGGUGUCAGUGGCCCUCUUUGUACUUCCCGUAGCGCUCAGCUUCACCCUCUGGCAUCACUACGCCCUCAACACCUGGCUCUUCGCCGUCACAGCCUUCUGUGUUGAGCUCUGUCUCAAGGUUGUGGUGUCAUUAACGGUCUACGGUCUUUUCAUGGUUGACGGAUUCUCCAAUGUACUUUGGGAGAAGCUGGAUGACUAUGUCUACUAUGUGCGUUCCACCGGCAACAUCAUCGAGUUCCUGUUCGGUGUCAUCAUGUUUGGAAACGGCGCCUACACCAUGAUGUUUGAGAAGGGCAGCAAGAUCCGUGCCUGCAUGAUGUGUCUGCACGCCUACUUCAACAUCUACCUUCAGGCCAAGAAUGGUUGGAAGACCUUCAUCAACCGACGCACCGCCGUGAAGAAGAUCAAUUCCCUGCCAGAGGUCCGAGGCGACCAGCUGAGGGAGAUUGAGGACGUGUGUGCCAUCUGUUACCAGGAGUUUGCCAGCUCAGCGCGCCUCACGCCAUGUCACCAUCACUUCCACGCGCUGUGCUUGAGGAAGUGGCUUUACAUCCAGGACACAUGCCCCAUGUGCCACCAGAGAGUUUACAUCGAGGACGAUGGCCGAGACAGAGCUGCUUUCUCCAACAACAACGGAGGCUACGCAGCGCCGCAGGACGCCGUUCCAGCAGGCCCGCCGGUUCAAGGAGAAAACCCGCACGGACAGCCGGUAGCUGAGCUGGUGCCAAACGGAGCUGUAGCCGGGGCGCACGCCGCUGGAGGACCAGCGGGGCUCGACGAUUUGGUGGAGGACAACGACAGCAUAGAGUACGACGAAGACGAGUGGGGCACUCAGAAUGGCAGCACACCGAUAGAAGAAGAGUAUAUAAAUGACGACACAGACUCUACAGAAGACUGACGAGAGAGGAUCUAUAGAAAAUAAUAUACCUAUAUCUUUAUUAUAUUUAAGUUAAAAAGAACACUUAAAUUGUUCUCGGAAAAUUGUCAGGGAUCCCAGUCUCUGUUUCUCCUUAGUUUCUUUUGAGUUUUACUCUAUAAGAGCUUGUGGGAAGAGUAAAAGCUGCUCUGUCUGUGUGUGCGUGUGUUGAGUGGAAGUGUGGGCAAGAUGUAGACCAAAAACUCAUGUUGCUCUUUUUCUAAAAUUUCCAUUGAAAAGUCAUCAGAAAUUCAUAAAAAAUUCAAGUUCUCAUUGCCUUGACACGGUUAUACAAAAAUCAGUUUUUAUUAAGGUUCGUCUUUGAAGACCUACAGGGAAAGUGGUGUUAUCAGGAUGCCUCUGGGAUAUGUGCCGACAUUUAAUGUGCUUAGACAGUGACUUAAAAUAGUCAUGCUCCCUUGUAAUUUAUAGAAGAUGCUGGAUAAUUUAAAUACUUUUUUAUUCAAUUCUCUGAUCUGUUUAGUUUUGGAUCCAUUCUCCUUUUUGUCAUUCUCUCAUUUGUCACCUUAGUCCUUUGACAAACCUGCUGUUUUAGAUUUUCUAAAAUAAUCAGUUUUCAAUCAUAAGUAAUUGAUUUGAUGAGUUUCUUGUGGUUGGUUUUUGUGAAAGCUGCAGAAACUCAUCUCAUACCAGCUCUGAUCUCCUAUCAUUCAACAAUUUGUAGAUUUUGAUUGGCUCAGGUUUGUUGUGAACUCAGUGUUUUUGUCCUUUAAGCGAAAUCCUUGUGAAAUAGGCCGGUGUGAAGGCACUCGCUGGUGGAAAAAUCGAGGUUCGUCUGAUUAAAGAUCAACUUGCUACUGUAGUCCCUGAUAUACCUCUCAUUGCUUACUACUGGUCUCUUCUGUGACCUCACUUACUGUGUACGUUGUCGUACAUAUGAUGAAACCUGUGCACAUGUUCUCUGUAAUAUUAAAGGUUUCAGGUGAUUUGUUUCUAUUAAUAUUUACAUUUUUCUGCACAAGUUAUUAAAUUAGGUUAAAUGCCUGUUUCAGGUACAGAACGACUUACUUGUAGUAAGACUACUGGUUCUAGAAAAAGAAAAUCAGUUGCAAUUUAAAAAACAAAUGAUGGUAAAAUUGCCAACUGUUGUAUACACAUUACUUGAAAGGGAAAAAGUAUUUUUAAAAUAUCAGGUGAAAUAUUUUUCUGCUGGAUGGAUGUCAUUUUCCAGAUGGUUAUAUCAAUCAUUAAACAUGCAGUCUUGUUUCUUAAUAGCAUAACUUUUCAAUGUAUCCCUUGUGCAAUAUGGCUGAUGGGGUGAGCUUCAGCUUCUUGUCUCGAGUUCUACUGCAGGAGUUUCUUCAAUAAAAUGGGGGCAGCCACAGCUUCUAAAACUACCACCAUUUUAUGAUUUUUGCAAAUAUUUUGUCAUAUACCCUAUGAUAUACAUUGCAAUUUUGAGCAAUAUUUCUUACUGUUAAAAAAUGUUAACGCCUGGUACAUGACUAAGGCAAGUUGACUGAAAAGUCUUUAUUUUUUCUGCCUUGAAACUAGAAUAUAGUCAACCUCAGUACCUAGAAAUCUUAACAUUGAAUUUAUUGAUUUGAAAAAUAUUUUCAAGCAUAAAUCUGAGUAUUGUGGUAAAGAUUUAAUAAUCUUGAAUUCUGUGAGGGUUUAUCUACAAGCUCAUGAUCAUAACACAUACAGACUGGUAGUUGAGGAUGACCUACGAGGAACCUGAUCAAGUGUUAGGGAAUAUGAUUGGAAAGCUGUGCUUUUUAAUAUGCUCGAGCUGUGAAGGAUUUUGUUUGUUAGUUUAAUCUUAAAGCUUUUUGAAAGGUAAAAGCUGUUAAUUUUGCCUUUUGUUUUAAAAAGACUUAUGUAAAUAAAAUUGUCUUUGAUAUUGCA
Molecule: messenger RNA, 4390 nt
Organism: Xiphophorus couchianus (Monterrey platyfish)
Lineage: Eukaryota; Metazoa; Chordata; Actinopteri; Cyprinodontiformes; Poeciliidae
Gene: rnf139
Product: ring finger protein 139
Exons: 6
Coding region: 398-2503 (701 amino acids)
Biological process (GO): proteasome-mediated ubiquitin-dependent protein catabolic process; ERAD pathway
Cellular component (GO): endomembrane system; Derlin-1 retrotranslocation complex
Molecular function (GO): ubiquitin protein ligase activity; zinc ion binding
Source: RefSeq, a predicted model, not a curated record